AUGCAUGAUCGGACUCACGUUACCCGGAAAUUUAUGGCGGUCAAAGCGGACCAGACGCACUACAUAGUGGAACUAGAAUUGCAUGACCGGACUCACGCUACCCGGAAAUUUAUGGCGGUCAAAGCGGACCAGACGCACUACAUAGUGGACUCGUUGAAAACGCCAAUUGGAGUGAUCAAGCGUGCCGCUUUAUGCAUGUACGACACGCUUGUUAUUAGCAGCGAUGCUACCUAUGUAUUAUCGCAUUUUAAAAUAUCUUCCUGUUAA
This is a messenger RNA of Gongylonema pulchrum, 267 nucleotides long. Lineage: Eukaryota; Metazoa; Nematoda; Chromadorea; Rhabditida; Gongylonematidae. The record is from the annotation of a GenBank genome assembly.